Knipowitschia caucasica is the source of this 219-nucleotide messenger RNA. Lineage: Eukaryota; Metazoa; Chordata; Actinopteri; Gobiiformes; Gobiidae. The record is from the annotation of a GenBank genome assembly.
AUGGUGGUGAUAGAAACCGGAUGCAACGGCAAAGAGGUGCAUGCUGGGUACUAUCUCCUGGUUCCCAGACGCGGCCCUGUCCUCAGCCGCAUAAACGGGAAUGGUGGAGGGGGGGCAUGGUGGCCGUGUGGGCGUGUGGGCUCGGGGAAGUCCUCUUUACUAGCAGCCAUCCUGGGGAGAUGGAGAAGAGGAGCAGCGGCUCAGCAAACACCAGGGUGA